AUGAGCCAUCAUCAUGAUUCGGGAUCUGUUCGAUCUUACAAGAUAUUUAUGAGUAAUGGGUUCGCCUAUCAUGAUGAAAAGGAAUUUGAGAACAAAUUUACAUUCCAAGUUUUUGCUGGUAAAGGUCUUGAAAAUUUUGUUCAACAAGUAAAUGAGUACAAACCAGAUGGUCUCUACUUUGUUGGAUGGAAAUCUCAGUUCAAACUGUCAAAUGAUGGUUUUUUCUCAAAGCUUACAAAAGAAGCAAAAGAUAACUUGAAAAUCAUUGCUAAUCAUGGUGUUGGGUAUGAUAAUGUAGAUGUUAAAUCGGCUCUCACAACAAAGGAUAAACCAAUAAUUGUCACUCAUACUCCUGAUGUUGUUUCGGAUGCAACUGCAGACACUGCCAUAAUUCUCAUGUUAAAUGCAUCUCGAAAAACAAGAGUAUUUGAAGAAAAUCUUAGACAAUUAAAGUGGAAAUCUGGAUAUGAAACACUCAUGGGCCAUGAUUUGAAAGGAAAAACAUUAGGAAUUAUUGGUAUGGGAAGUAUUGGAACUAAAACUGCCUUAAGGGCACUUUCAUUUGGAAUGAGAAUUUUGUAUCACCAAAGAAAUCAAAAAAAGGAUGUUGAAGAAAAACUGAAACAAGUUGGUCAACUCGUGUCAGAGGUGGGCAGAUAUUACCACAGUCAACCUAUAAUUGAAUAUUGUCAAAGCAUGGAUGACCUUUUGAAACAGAGCGAUAUCAUUUCAAUUCACACACCUCUUACUGAAUCUACUCGUCACCUGAUCACCAAAAAACAGUUUGACAUGAUGAAAAAGAAUUGCAUAAUUAUUAACACUGCAAGAGGAGCAGUCAUUCAUGAACAAGAUCUUGUACAAGCUCUCAAAUCGAAUACCAUUGCUGGUUGUGGAUUAGACGUUUUUGAAUUCGAGCCCACUAUUACACAAGAACUCUUAGAAUUGGCUUCCAACAAUCCUUGUAUUUCAUUGUUGCCUCAUAUUGGUACACAAACGGAUGAAACCAGACUUGACAUGGAACAAUUAUGUAUUGAGAAUUUAAGGCGAGUGCUUGUUGAAAACAAAGAUCCUGUGUCACCUGUACCUGAACAUAAGUAUUUAUUUAGCAGUCAAUAA
This is a messenger RNA of Naegleria lovaniensis, 1116 nucleotides long. RefSeq lists its product as uncharacterized. The coding region runs from base 1 to 1116 and encodes 371 amino acids. The record is from RefSeq and is a predicted model, not a curated record. Gene Ontology annotation, cellular component: cytosol. The transcript has 2 exons. Gene Ontology annotation, molecular function: glyoxylate reductase (NADPH) activity; NAD binding; hydroxypyruvate reductase [NAD(P)H] activity. NCBI's taxonomy places the organism in Eukaryota, Heterolobosea, Eutetramitea, Acrasida, Naegleriidae.